AUGAAAAGCAAUUUGUGCCUUACUUAUGCAAGCAUCAUCAUUUCUGUAAAACUAGAAUACACUAAUAUCUUUGAUGAAAACUUCAUGGGGGAUACUGCUUCCAACAGCGCUACGUUGGGACAGAGCAUCUGGAGGUUCACAACCUCUGUGGUCCAUAGGAGCCACUAUGAGGAGGGUCCAGGGAAGAAUUUACCAUUUUCAGUGGAAAACAAGGGGCGAUUACUAGCUACAAUGACUUUGUACUUCUGAUCUGCUGUUUCUCCUUUCUUUAUAGUAAGACACCAACUGCUCAAAAAAUAA
Physeter macrocephalus (sperm whale) is the source of this 300-nucleotide messenger RNA. RefSeq names its product cytochrome c oxidase subunit 7C, mitochondrial-like. NCBI's taxonomy places the organism in Eukaryota, Metazoa, Chordata, Mammalia, Artiodactyla, Physeteridae. Gene Ontology annotation, biological process: mitochondrial electron transport, cytochrome c to oxygen. The record is from RefSeq and is a predicted model, not a curated record.